AUGUCGAGCUACAACGGCGGCCGAAGGGGCGUGAACAUCUCGCAGUACCUGCGGGACCUCAACACCAUCAGCCCUCAAGAGUCCAACGGCGACGACAACUUCAGCAUGGGCGGCGAAGAGCUCACGCUCUUCACCAACACUGAAUUCUACGACUUCGAUUCUGGCCAGCAAACCGACUUCCAAGCACCUCCCGUCAAGGUCGACACCACUGUUGCGAGCAGCUCCGCUCCCUCGAUUGCCGAGGACCCAACUUCUGCCUCAGUCACGGGCGACAUGUCUUCCAUUGAUUUCGUGCACGGAGACUUCAACUUUGCGGAUUUCAACGGCAGCUACCAGGCGCCAUCCAUGAACAACUUCGCCCCAGAGAGUUCCCACAAUUUCCCACCCCUCCAGCCCAACCACGGCUUGGUUUACCGUAACCAAGUUCCCACCGCUCAGCACGGCUCAUAUUCGCAUGCGUCUGCUCCUCGGGCGACGGAGAAGCGCAAGGAUGAGGCCUCCAGUGCCCCCAGCAGGCCCGUUUCCCUUGAGGAGGCCUCGAGGGUAGCUGCUGAGGAAGACAAGCGAAGGCGUAACACAGCCGCCAGCGCGCGAUUCCGCAUCAAGAAGAAGCAGAGAGAGCAGGCCCUCGAGAAAUCAGCCAAGGAGAUGACCGACAAGGUCACUGCUCUGGAGAGCAAGGUUUCCCAGCUCGAGACUGAGAACAAGUGGUUAAAGAACCUUCUCGUUGACAAGAACGGAGGCGGCGAGGACAUCUCUAGUCUAUGGAAGGAAUUCACAAAACACGCCAGCAAGUUGUCAAAGCCCGACGCCUCGAGAGAGGAGCGGUGA
Molecule: messenger RNA, 831 nt
Organism: Clonostachys rhizophaga
Lineage: Eukaryota; Fungi; Ascomycota; Sordariomycetes; Hypocreales; Bionectriaceae
Source: the annotation of a GenBank genome assembly